Aphanomyces invadans is the source of this 2994-nucleotide messenger RNA. RefSeq lists its product as hypothetical. The coding region runs from base 14 to 2962 and encodes 982 amino acids. Gene Ontology annotation, biological process: peptidyl-threonine phosphorylation. The transcript has a single exon. The record is from RefSeq and is a predicted model, not a curated record. Gene Ontology annotation, molecular function: protein serine/threonine kinase activity. Gene Ontology annotation, cellular component: cytoplasm. NCBI's taxonomy places the organism in Eukaryota, Oomycota, Saprolegniomycetes, Saprolegniales, Verrucalvaceae.
CUACACAUUUGCAAUGGCCCCCGAAGUGGACCUCUUCCUUGUCUGCGAUACAACUGCCUCCAUGGGCCGGUAUAUUUCAUCGCUGGCAGCAACCAUUCGCCAAGUAUUUGCCGUCAUCAAGUUGCUCUUUCGCGGUCGCGUCAAGCUCCACGUGGUGUCGUACAAAAACUAUUGCGACGGCAAACUCGUCGUCACGCACCGCAGUCAGCGCACGCACUCAAACAAGCAAAUCCUGGAAUUUGUCGCCGACCUGGUUCCGCAUGGUGGUGGCGAUAUCCCUGAGGCCAUCAAAACCGCCCUCAACUUUGUGCACAGCACCGUCAACAGUAUUCGGGAAGCGUCCGCGAUUUCGACGGAAGCCCUCGUUUUGAUCUUCACUGACGCGCCCCCGCACCACUCUCAUACCCUGUCUCGCUAUUGGCGACAUGAAAGGGAUGCCAUUCAAACCAACCCCACAUACACCGCGGGUUACGACUGGCUCUCGAUUCGUCGCGCCUUCCAAGUCGCGAGCAUUCCUGUCUUCACCUUCCACUCAAACCUCGACUGCGCGUAUCGAACGGCACAAUCUGUUCUUUUUUAUUCGGCGCUGGGGCCUGUGGUGCUUGUAGAGAACGAAUCGACGACCGAAAUCACAAAGGCCACGAUGGGGCUGCUUCUGCAGCUCAUGGGGCACAAAUUUGAGUUCUCUGACUUGUUUACUUGCGUUCGCGUCUGGGCCGACUGUGCUGCGUUCGGCGGUGACGCGGAAGAUGCUGUGUUUCCCGACGUGGAUGCACGCCUGACGUGCACGCGUCUUCCGUUUCAGUUUGACGCGUUGCCCUGGAUGGACGAGGACGUGAGUCCCUUGCCCGCGCUGUUUGAAACCAAUGAAGAAUACCAGCGCAUGGUGUAUCACGUUUUUGGGGCGCUAGUCACGCCUACCAACGUCCUGGCGCUGACGUACAACACGAUCUUGGCCAAACUCUGGCGACUCAUCUGCAAGCGCCGAUCGGAUCCGAGGUAUGCGUCGCUGACCACGACGCUGUCGUUGUGUGUGCCUGCCUUGACUGGUUUGGACAAACAACAGGUCCAGCAAUGGAUUCAAGAAUCACACAACGAAAGCCACGCCAUUCGGGAUACGAUCAUGGCCCUCACCCACGACAUUGGCUCAAGCGACCGCAGCAUUAUCGUGCUCGAACGAAACACUCUUCUCGACUCGGUCGACCCUGCCGACUUGAGAUCUCUCGCGCGAGCGCCCACCCCCAACGCGAUUCGCACCGUCCAGUCGAUCCUAACGCACUUGCAGCUUGUGACCCUCGACGAUGGCCGCCCGACCGAUGGAUUGAUCGAUCGUGACGGUGUUCCGCACUUCCUUCCUCUCGACCUCCCCGACAUCAAGCUCUUUUCGUUCCUGUGCCACUUGGUCGCUCCAGGCACGGUAUUUUCAGUUCGAGGCAGCGCCGUCGUAGCGAUGCUGUGUGUGUCGUCGAACCAUUCGAUCAUGAAAGAUCGCGCGCACGAUUUCCUCCACAGCAUCCGCGGCACGUGGCUCCCUCUUGACGUGGCAACGGAUUACCCUGAAAUCCUCUCGGUCGAGUACAUCAAGCUCCUCCACCGGCACAGACAGUUCUUGACGCCCAAUGAACUCGUCGUGUACGAUCGACUGUACGCGAUGCACCGCAUGCGGCUCGCCGCCACGAAAGAUGUCGACGUGACCGUGGGCGCAACCCCUGUCAAGGCCCAGCUCCGACUAGAUAUCAAGGCCAAGUGCCUCAGCUGCAACACCCACGUAAGCGUGAGUCUCAUGACGACCAAGGACUUGUGCGCGAUUUGCGUCGAGUAUGGCCUUGCCGACGCUCGGGCGAUCCAACGCAAACACAUCACCCCCGUCAACAAGUCGCACAUGGUCGAAUGCACUGUGUGCCACUGCCUCUAUGCCGUUGUCCAGCCAGAACUGCUCAACAUUGCUCCGAAAUGUUUUUAUUGCCGACAAUGGGUCAAGCCGCGCCCAAUUGCUCCCGUGGUGGAGUGCGUGCGCUGCUUGAACAAGUAUCUGGACCCUGCUCAUUUGAUUGAGGCUCCGCCUGGAGACGUCGGAUGGACGUGCACCCCCUGCCUCGCGGUCGCACCCCAAGCGGCAACGAUGGUGAAAACCGUUCCCUUCAAGACGAUAAUGGAGUCCAACCUCGAGUUGUCUCGGGAGUUUGGAUGGACAAAGCCCAAGCGAGCUCAGGAAUUUGUCGACCUCGCCUUCAAUCAGCACACCAACUACUUCAAACUGUACACACAGCAUCAUGCGCUCCUUUUUGGCGUGAAACCAGCACAGACACAACGUCACAGUCAAGACAAGGUCAUUGUCGUUCUUGUGGAUGGCAAGCCUAUCCACGACGCUGAGUCCUUGUGCAAGGCCUUGGUCUUCAACGUUCUCGAAGGGUCGCUCCGAGAUGUAUGCAACCUUUGCUUCGAGGAGUUCUCGCUCCCGCAGCUCGACAGUGCCUGCGGCCGGUGUCCCACCCGCGUCUGCCAGGGCUGCAUUGGUCAAUGGUACGGAGAAGUUAAGAUUGGCAGGGUUCUCUUCACGUCGCACUUGACUUGUCCGUUUUGCCGCCAAAAGCCCCAGCCCAGCGUAUGGCUGCGAUACAACAAGGCCGCGCGCGAGUUGGCAACGUCGCCGAUGCCCGCGAUGAAGGCCAAUGCGUACUACGGCUGGUGCAGCACUUGCGGCAAAAUCAAGGAAAUGAUGCCAAAGUCGUGUGCCCGCGACGUGCCUCGCCUUGCCAAAUAUGAAUGCGACGAUUGCAUCGCCAAGUCGGCCAUAUAUCCCCAGUGUCCCCGUUGCAAAGUCCAAACCGAGAGAAUCGACGGGUGCAACCACAUCUUGUGCAUCUGUGGCCAGAACUGGUGCUAUGCCUGCGGCGAGGAGUUUGAGUCAGCGGACAGCACUUAUUCGCACAUGUACCGGGAGUGCCAAGUCGGUCUAUAAUGCGUCGACAAACAUGACGAUUGCCAUGCACA